UGAUCGAUGCACGAUCAUCUAGACAUAUACGGUACCGUAUGCCUUUUGCACACAUUAUUCUUGAUCAUUAAGAAUAAUGCUUGAGGAAUAUCUGCGCCUACAUGUAGCUUUCGUUUUUUCAAUUUGAGGUUUACAUAUUUGUGUGUCAGUGGCUGUAGGGAUAAGCCUAACCGUAUUAAUAACUUCAGAAGCAGUCUAUCUUGUUAUAGGCCAUACCGCAACUGGUAUAAUUUGAUGAUUGAAAAGAGUCAGCAGAGCGAGACGAAAUGGGAGAAGGAACGGGUACGGGGAUUGACGCUGCACAUAUCGAUGCCGAUGGUCGGAGUGGAGGCAGCGCCCGAGAUCCGGGUAGCAACAUGGCGUACCAUACGAUGAAUGCGGAGAAUGUGGUUGAUGAAGAGGAAAAUUCGAAAGGCAAGAUGAUGUUGGUGGAAUCAACGGCUACUUUGGAGACCGUGGUAUUCGAUGAUGAUUCGGUGACGUAUACAAAACUAAACGAUGGUGCAGUAUGUGACAAUAACGAAAUUAAACCAAUGAUGACAUCAAAGGGUGAUGUAAUAAAAGUAGCUCCGAAUCCGAUAAAAACUCGUAACAUUAGUACAUCGUCUGCCAGUUAUACCCGGCUGUACAAGCGACGAUGGCUGAUGUUAGGGCUCUUUUGCCUUGUCUCAAUGAGCAAUGCCUUCCAGUGGAUCCAAUAUUCUGUGAUAGGAAACGUUCUUGUGGAUUUCUAUGAUGUUGAAUAUAUAUCUGUAGACUGGCUUUCUAUGAUCUACAUGCUUGUCUACAUCCCUCUUAUUUUCCCAGUGACGUGGUUGCUUGAAAGGGCAGGACUGAAAGUAGUUGGUAUUUUGGGGGCGAGUCUCAAUUGUGCUGGGUCAUGGUUUCGAUAUGCUGGAGCAGUGCCCAAUCUCUUUCCAUUAGCGUUUGCUGGACAGACAUUGUGCGCCAUUGGGCAAGUUUUUAUUCUUGGCAUGCCAGCCCAUGUAGCAGCGACAUGGUUCGGUCCAAAAGAAGUUUCCACAGCAUGUGCCCUUGGAGUAUUUGGCAAUCAGCUUGGUGUUGCCCUUGGUUUUGUUCUUCCACCUCUCCUUGUCCCUCCUGAUGGAAACGUUCAAAAGAAUAUGCACAAUAUGUUUGUGGGAACAGCUGCCAUCACCACCGCAUUGCUCAUCCUUAUUCUUGCAGUUUACCAGGACAAGCCUCCCAUGCCUCCUAGCAAGGCCAAGUAUGAUUCCCAGAAAUCUACAGAGGGUAGAUCCUACAAAGAAUCCAUCAUCUCUCUCUUUAAGAAUGUGCCUUUUUUACUGCUCCUCAUCACAUAUGGUAUCAAUGUUGGUUCUUUCUAUGCUAUUUCAACACUUCUGAACCAGGUUAUCUUGUCAGAGUUUCCAGGUGCUGAGGUGAUGGUAGGAGUAAUUGGUCUCACACUAGUGCUGGCUGGAAUGGUGGGCUCUGUUGUAACUGGCUUCUGGUUGGACAAGACACGUUCCUACAGAGGAACAACAGUGGCUGUAUAUGUUCUAUCUCUGGUUGGCAUGGUUUGUUUCACAUUCACACUCAAACUAGGUGAAAUCUGGGUGGUCUUUGGAAUCACCGCUCUUCUUGGCUUCUUUAUGACUGGGUAUCUCCCACUUGGUUUUGAGUUUGCUGCUGAGCUAACAUUCCCGGAACCUGAAGGAACCUCUUCUGGACUGUUAAAUGCAUCUGCUCAGACUUUUGGUAUCAUCUUCACACUGGUGAUGGGAGUGCUGGUCAAUGAAGUCAAUUCCUUGUCCGGCAAUUUAUUCCUCUGUGUAUCCCUACUGGUUGGAACUAUUAUGACAGCUUUCAUCAAGUCAGACCUAAGGAGACAAAGUGCUGAAAGACAAGAGUUUGAAGGGGUGGAGGAGGAAUCAGACAAUACAGAGGGUGCUGCCCUUCGACCUAAUCGUAUAAGCAGCGUGCGAUUUGAAGGUAUCAAUGACGAAGAUGAUGCAGGGUUGACGGAAGAAACACCUUAAAGAUUUCCCUGUCAUCGCCAGGUUCUGAUAUACACUCAGAAUCACAAAGUAGAUACAAGAUGUAUUACAGCAUUAAUGAGUCCCAAUUCAUAUAGGCUCUGUCCGUUUUUGUAAGUAAUGAUUGCAUACAGGGAAAGUAUAACAGAAGAUGAUUUGAGUCGGUGAGAGUAUUUGGCUUUGUAGAAAGUCUUUCAUGUUCUGAUGGACUUACUGAAGUGAAUCAGUUGAGAAAAAUCUUCAGAAUUUGUAAAGGAACAUGUAUCCUUGUAGAUUUCCUGGUGAUGCUAUGAUAAUUUUUUAUGUAAUAAUGAUAAGAAAAGAUGUAGGACAAAGAUGAGAUAAACUAAUAUCUAGCCUGUGUGAGCUUAGCUAUUAUGUCACUCCCCAGAGAGCUCCCCAUUGAUCUCAAUGCAGUUCAAUGUAAAAUGUGAAGGCAAAAGUGAGUACGCCUUUAACAACAAAAACGUUUUAAUUCCAAUGUAACCGUUUACAAAGUGCAAGACUUGGAACUGUAACCCAUAAAGGUUACAUUUUUAGGUUAAAAAUGUAUGAAAAUAGUAUACCCCAUAAGAAUAUUUGUGAAAAGAGUGGCAGCAAAAUGGAGAUCAUCCCUUUACUGUAUCACAUUUAAAUAUAUGUCAAAUUUGAAUUAUAUUGGCUUUGCCCUGACCUUUUUUAAAUGAGGGAAAAGAAAUUAAGGAAAUAUAAAUCUUGAUAAAUCAUAACAAGAAUUGUCUUUGUUGUUGGUAAAGAUUAAAUCUUAAUUUAUAAUUGUAGUAAUUGCUUUUAUUAUGGAAAAAUAUAACUUUAAAAAUAAAAAAUC
Strongylocentrotus purpuratus (purple sea urchin) is the source of this 2826-nucleotide messenger RNA. Its product is annotated as feline leukemia virus subgroup C receptor-related protein 2. Gene Ontology annotation, biological process: transmembrane transport; heme export. Gene Ontology annotation, cellular component: membrane. The record is from RefSeq and is a predicted model, not a curated record. Gene Ontology annotation, molecular function: heme transmembrane transporter activity; heme binding. Bases 267 to 2003 code for a protein of 578 amino acids. The transcript has 10 exons. NCBI's taxonomy places the organism in Eukaryota, Metazoa, Echinodermata, Echinoidea, Camarodonta, Strongylocentrotidae.